Messenger RNA from Branchiostoma floridae (Florida lancelet), 3730 nucleotides. RefSeq names its product neuropeptide FF receptor 2-like. The transcript is spliced from 3 exons. Gene Ontology annotation, molecular function: neuropeptide receptor activity; peptide binding. NCBI's taxonomy places the organism in Eukaryota, Metazoa, Chordata, Leptocardii, Amphioxiformes, Branchiostomatidae. Gene Ontology annotation, biological process: G protein-coupled receptor signaling pathway. Bases 475 to 1548 code for a protein of 357 amino acids. The record is from RefSeq and is a predicted model, not a curated record. Gene Ontology annotation, cellular component: membrane.
CAGAAGAACAAAAGAAACCUUCAAUAUCAUAUGUUCUAUCAAACUAAUUAUUUUCGGAAGCAAGGAGAUUUGAUGACCUAUGUGACACUAUAGGCACUUCCAGUGUCUGAACGAACGAAUUACAGAUUAUACACAGGCAUAUUUAUAGGUCUGACUCUUUCAGGGUCAACCAACAAGCAUGACGGCUGUUAAGUCACGUACAAGCACGUUAUCAAACCAUAGAUAUACUUAAAAGAUGGCUUAUAUUAUUUGAAGUAAAACUAUCUUCUUCUUCCUUCCAGCUUUCUCUUGGGCAUCCUACAUGAAGCCACGGUGUACCUGACCUACGAACCGACAGUAGUUUUUCAAAACUAAUUAUCAAAAGUUUGCUUGACAUACGAGUAAACAAUAAAGACUAAUACAUUCUUCUACAACCAACAUCUGCCACCCAGACAGUUUUGGUAAACCAUAUAGUCAUAUUUUGUUGUCAACAAAAUGGCCGACAUUUUCGAAUUCGUAGAAAACUCAACACGGUCGGACAACAACCAAAGUUCUAACAUAAACUGGACGGUAUCUACCGCCACACGACUAAAACAGUCCGUACCGGUUAUCGCCUUAUUUGGAGUGUCGUACUUCCUGAUCUUCGCCCUGUGUGUGGUCGGCAACACCCUGGUGUGCUUCGUCGUCAUCAAGAUCCCGCGCAUGCGCACGGUGACCAACUACUUCAUCCUGAACCUGGCCGUGAGUGACCUCCUGGUGGGGAUCUUCUGUAUGCCCUUCACUCUGGUGGACAACAUCGUCCUUGGUUGGCCGUUCGGUGACGUGAUGUGUCGCCUUGUACCCUUCAUGCAGACCACCUCCGUUAUAGCUUCGGUCUUCACUCUUCUGGCUAUUGCAGUGGAUAGAUUCUAUGCAGUAGUGCUUCCUACGAAGCCAAAGCUGAGCGUGAGCCAAAUGGUGAAGGCCGUCACCACCAUCUGGGUGUUCGCCUUGUCCGUGAGCCUGCCAUUGAUCAUCUUCAAGCACGACACGGAAUACCCGGACCCGGAAGGGGACGUCAUCUUCCUCGUCCAUUACUGUGACGAGCAAUGGCCUGCCGGAGAUGUCAGCAAGUAUUACAGCCUCUCGCUAUUCAUCCUCAGCUACCUGGUGCCUCUCGGCAUCAUCCUAGUCCUCUACGUGCUCAUCGGCCAUCGAAUCUGGUUCAAGGCCACACCAGGCGUACAGAAGGCGUCCAUGGAAGCCCAGAACAUAGCCUUGCAGAAGAAGAGAAAGGUGGUCAAGAUGCUGAUAGUGGUAGUGGUAGUGUUCGCCUUAUUCUGGCUGCCUCUCCACACUACCCUGUUACUGAAUGACUUUGUCCAGUUGUCCUACCUCCAAAGACAGGUCAUGUACAUCUAUAUUUUCCCCAUUGCCCAUUGGCUGUCCUACUUCAACAGUUCUGUGAAUCCUAUCAUAUACGGCUACUUCAACCCCAACUUUCGUGAUGGUUUUAAGUCACUGUUUACCAGAAAGGGAGGGAAUGGUGCAGCAUUGGCUGCACAGUCUCGCAUAAGCCGCUGUUCAUAGGUCCCGCUGUUCAUAAGUCAUGGUAUAAACCUAAGGACUUCAUAGUAGCUUAACAGCUUAUGCUACGGGUACAUUUGCAUCGGUGCCUGUUGGGGCUGCUUGUUCGGUCUGGCCCCGAAGCCACAAAUCUGUCUUGCUGGACAGUUGGAUACCGCUGAGUACCUCUCCGUGACCGUGACCGUACUCAGCGUACGACUUCUAUUCGUUACCGGGUCUCGGGUUGAUUUUGACUCCGCGAAUUUAAAUCCGCGGCUGGGCCAUGCUCAAAAAUAACCCUGCAGCCUCAGGGUGUCCUACAGGGCCACAUAAUUUCAUUAGCGCCAUGGCGGAAAGUGCAAAAAAGCCCAUGAGCUGCCCGGCAGGGCCUCUUUUUUUCCAAUUGUGACAGAAGAAUACUUUAACUUUGUAAACUUUGGCCACAAUUUCAACACGCUCCCGGAACUAAAUUCAAAUUUCGUAUUCUUUGGUAAAUGGUUGUCACAAUCUUCGAACAAGGUUUUUUUUUUAAAUGGUCCAAGAUAUAUAUAUAGAUGUCAAGAACCCUACCUUAUCUCUGACUAUAAUGUAACCAUGUUAUGCUCUAUCGAUGAAGCAAUGGCGCCUGUAUGAAAACUAAAGCUACAUCCCCCGUGGAAACUACCCAAUGUAAACCUACUCGAACGGCCUCAUCUAUUUCUUGACAACUAAGUACUCUAAUGUAGCAUUAGUGGUUCACGCUAUAGUGAGUCAUCGACGUUCUGUGCACUUAUGAUAUGCAUGCACCAGGAACAACUAAGUAACCUUUUAACAUGAAAGUAGUACAUUUAUCGGUUACAAGCGGCGCCAAUCAUCUUUGUUAUCGCUGCGGUUAAGAGAAAUGUGUGGGAGGAAGGCAGCCUAGCGGGUCGGAAAUUGAAGACGAAUUGCUUGCAAAACAGACGUGCAAAAGAUAACAAAUAGUACCAAUUUGAUGUACGCGACCCCUCAUCCACAAAACACACUGUAUAUAGAUUUGGUAAGGGCUAGCAAUAGUUUCUAUGGGAAAUAGUGAUAUGCUGUGAACUAAGGAUAGCACCUCUGUAUCUGUAUCUAUCCGCCAUUCGGCGUAACACAGAGCUUCGAAGCUACGCGACAUUACAGCAGUCGGUUAUAUUACAAUAAACUACCUGUCACAUGUAGCCCUUGCACAUGUAAGCAUUGUUUAGCGCUACUUAGUGAGGAUACUUCUACAGUGCUUGGUGGGAACGAAUUCCAUCUACGUUCUGGGGAAAAUGAAUCUUUGAUAAAUUCUGGGUUACUAACCUGGAUACUUGAAUUCUUUUUUUAUCUGGUAAUAGAUAUUUACUAGUUGGUACGUGUUAAAGUUCAUUAAUAAUUUUUACAUAAUGCAUGGUUUGGGUAUUUUCAUGUCUUUGAGUGGUGUCCGCGUAGACCAUUGCAGUUUUCAUUUUGGUGAAACUAGCUCCCGUAGUUAUUGUUUGUGCAGAAUAUGGCAGCUUGUUCUGUACCCCUUCCAGUUUAUCUUUGUCUUUUUUAGUAUAUGGAUCAUGUAGCACUGUUCCAGCAUAUCCCAGGUCUCCGAACUGACGUGACACGAAAUUGAUUUCAUUUGGCUGCAUGAUUAGACCCCGUUAUUUUGUCCUUGGCCGUCCUGUAACUGAUUCCCUUGGUUUUUGUCCUGCGCUGGACAAGUCUAGUAUUAAAUUUCAUGUAAUUGAUACAACGAUAAAUACAUGCAUGGUAAACUGGAAACGCGUAAAUGAAACAAGGAAGAUCUUGUUUAUACUUUUAUUGAUGUUACAGGUAUGUGUUCAAGAUUUUGAUUGUACGCCAGCUCACAUUGCUUGCCCUUAAUUGUUUUGCAACAUAUUGUAUGUUUAACGUAUAUUGAAGCGUGUUUCUACCAGCUAUGAUUGUUUUGUGUUUGCAUCUGUGUUUUUAAGUAGAACGUUUCUUACAAGUGUUUUGCUUUCUCUUCAACAUCAAUAAUUGAAUGUGAAAAUACAAUGGUGUAUUGUGAAAAUAUAUUGGUGUUCUGUAUAGGUGCGGUUUACUGCGAGAACAAUAGAAUACUCUUGACAGCUUCUAUGAGAAGUAUAACUAGGUAACUGUUUAACGGUGACAUAUUGGGCAACUUAUGAUAGUAGCGUUGUGAAUUAAGUGUCCAUUCUUGUUAAAGAAAUAAAAUUACACCUGACUUUGA